Penicillium oxalicum is the source of this 1653-nucleotide messenger RNA. Its product is annotated as Acetamidase. The record is from RefSeq and is a predicted model, not a curated record. Lineage: Eukaryota; Fungi; Ascomycota; Eurotiomycetes; Eurotiales; Aspergillaceae. Bases 1 to 1653 code for a protein of 550 amino acids. The transcript has 7 exons.
AUGGCAUCCUCUUGGGAAGAACUGGCUGCUGACAAGCGGAAACGCAUCAACGACUCUAUCCCUCACGAAUGGCGACUCCAAGCAUCACCCUCGGAUGAUUCGGUUUUUGAUUUCCCAGCAAAGUCGGGCCUUCUAUCCGAUCAAGAGCUGAAGAUCACAGAAUCGACUGCUUCCGAUCUGGUCCAGCAGCUAGCCGAGGGCAAACUCACAGCCGUGGCGGUCACAACUGCGUUUUGCAAGAGAGCGGCUCUGGCGCAUCAGCUGCUGAAUUGCUGUCUGGAAUUCUUCCCCGAGAUGGCUAUCGCUCAGGCGAAGGAGCUGGAUGCGUACUAUGAGAAAUAUAAGAAGCCGGUUGGUCCUCUUCAUGGACUGCCCCUCUCUCUCAAAGAUCAACUGCGUGUGAAGGGCCUCGAGACUUGCAUGGGCUAUGUCUCUUGGCUUGGCAAAUAUGACGAGAACGAGUCCGUCCUCGUGACCCUGCUUCGGAGAGCCGGAGCUAUCUUUUAUACCAAGACCAGCGUUCCACAGACCUUGAUGGUUUGUGAGACGGUGAACAACGUGAUUGGCAGGACGCUCAAUCCUCGCAACAAGAAUUGGUCCUGUGGCGGAAGUUCGGGAGGAGAGGGUGCAAUGGUUGGAAUCCGCGGUGGUGUGAUUGGCGUUGGCACGGAUAUUGGUAUGAAUACUCGACUCCAGUUGACUAUCGCGGAGAAGGCAGACUAUAUAUGGCCGAGCCACGGGCGCAUGCCCUAUGCCAAAAUGGCGAACAGUAUGGAAGGACAGGAGACGGUACAUAGUGUGGUUGGACCUAUGGCUCAUUCAGCGGCAGAUCUAAGAUUGUUCCUCACAAGUGUGUUGGGAAUGGAACCCUGGAAAUAUGAUUCCAAGGUCGUGCCUAUGCCUUGGAGAUCCGCGGAAGAGGACAUUAUCAAGCUGAAAAUCAAAGAGGGAUUGACUCUGGGAUACUAUUCUUGUGACGGCGUGGUUUUGCCUCACCCCCCUAUAUUAAGAGGUAUCGAGACCGUCGUCUCCACCUUGAAAGAUCACGGACACCAGGUCAUUCCCUGGACACCAUAUAAACAUGACUUUGGCCACAAUCUCAUCGGAAAUAUCUACGCAUCUGAUGGAAAUACCGACGUCUUCAAAGAUAUCAAUGCAUCCGGGGAACCCGCAAUCCCCAAUAUCAAAGAUCUACUGAACCCAGAUAUCAAAAAAAUCGACAUGAAUCAAUUAUGGGACACCCACCUCCACAAAUGGAACUACCAAAUGGAAUACCUCGACAAAUGGCGAGAGCUCGAAGAGCAGCAGGGCCGAGAACUCGAUGCCAUUAUCGCCCCGAUCACAGCCACCGCCGCAAUUCGUCACAAUCAAUUCCGCUACUACGGCUACGCCUCGGUAAUCAAUUUGCUCGACUUCACGAGCGUGGUUGUUCCGGUCACGUUUGCCGACAAGAGUUUGGACUCUGCCAAGGAGAAUUACCAGGCGCAAGCUCUCAACUCGUUGGAUGCCACGGUACAGGCUGAGUAUGACCCCGAGGCGUAUCACGGUGCCCCCGUGGCUGUCCAGGUUAUUGGACGGAGAUUGAGUGAAGAACGGACGCUUGCGAUUGCGGAGGAGAUUGGAAAACUGCUGGGGAAUGCAGUCACUCCCUAG